AUGGGUUUGGGUGGCCUCAUCCCGCCCCUCUCCAGGCUGCUGCAGGUGAAGCUGGAGCGAGAGGAGUUCGAGGAGGAGGUGCGGGAGCUGCGGGAGCGCUUCGCCGCUGCCCGGGAGGAUGCGGAGCAGGCACGGAGCAGCGCGGUGGACCCCGGCGAGCUGGAGGCGCUCAGAAGGUGGGCGACGAGGGAGGAGAGACGCACACAGGCGGCGGGGACCCGCAUCCAGCGCCGAGGGACGCUGACACCCCCUGUCCCCUCCGUGCCAGGAGCUCUGGGGCGGUACCGCAGGGACCUGCAGCAGCUCCAGGAGGAGCGGGACGAGGCCGCCACGGCAAAGACCUCACUGGAGAGCGCGCGGGAGGCCUCGGAGCAGGCGAGGAAGACGGUGGAGUCCACCCUGCGGGAGGUGCAGGAGCAGAACGACGACCUGAGGAGGAAGGUCCUGGGGAUGGAGACGCAGCUGAAGGAGUACGAGCGCUUGGGCGAGAGCUGGGAGGGCUCCCAGGCACGGCUCAAGGAGAAGGUCACCAAACUGGAGGCAGAGCGCAGGCAGAUGGAGGAGUCGCUGGGCGAAGCCACGGAGCGGGAGCAGGAGCUGCUGAUGGCCAAGCGGUCGCUGGAGACGCGGCUGGAGGAGGCGCAGCGCAGCCUGGCCCGUCUGACGCAGGAGCACCGGGAGCUGAGCGCGUCCUACCAGGAGGAGCAGCAGCAGAAGGAGCAGCUCAAGCGCGCCAAGAGCGAGCUGGAGGAGCAGAAGCGCCUGCUCGACCGCACCACGGAGAAGCUGAACAAAGAGCUGGAGCAGAUGACGGAGGAGUCGCAGAGCUCGCUGGCCGUGCUGAAGUCGCAGCUGGAGGAGUUCAAGGAGAAGUCGCGGAAGGAGAUCACGGACUCCCAGAAACAAGCCAAGGAUCGGGGCGCCGAGGUGGAGAAGAUGCAGUUCAGCAUGGGGCGGCUGCAGGACGAGGUCGCCCGGCUGAAGCAAGCGCUGCAGGACAGCCAGGCGGAGCGGGAGAGCGCGCUGCUGGAUAAGGAGGUGCUGCCGCAGCGCCUGANNNCUGCCCGCAGGGACCCCGGGGCUCCUGCUCACCCUUCUGGUCCCGUCUCCUCGCAGGAGAAGUCCAAGCGCCUGGAGGUGGAGCUGGACGAGGAGAGGACCACGGUGGAGCUGCUGACGGAGAGGGUGAACCGGAGCAGAGACCAGAUCGACCAGCUGCGGGCAGAGCUGCUGCAGGAGCGCUCCAGCCGGCAGGACCUGGAGUGCGACAAGGUCUCACUGGAGAGACAGAACAAGGAGCUGAAGAGCCGCCUGGCCAGCUCGGAGGGGCUGCAGAAACCCAGCAGCAACCUCUGGCAGCUGGAGGCGCGGGUGGAGGAGCUGCAGGACAGGCUGCAGGCGGAGGAGAGGGAGAAGAACGUCCUGCUGUCCUCCAACCGCAAGCUGGAGAGGAAGGUGAAGGAGCUGACCAUCCAGAUCGACGACGAGCGGCAGCACGUCAGCGACCAGAAGGACCAGCUGAGCCUGCGGGUGAAGGCCCUGAAGCGUCAAGUGGACGAGGCGGAGGAGGAGAUCGAGCGGCUGGAGGGUGCCCGCAAGAAGGCGCAGCGGGACCUGGAGGAGCAGCACGAGCUCAACGAGCAGCUGCAGAACCGCAUCAAAGCGCUGGAGAAGGAGGCUUGGCGCAAAGCCGCCCGCUCGGCCACCGAUUCCUCCCUGCAAGAGGACCAGCUCAGCUCGGACGAGGAGUUCGACAGCGCCUACGGGCCCUCCUCCAUCGCCUCGCUGCUCAACGAGGCCAACCUCCAGACCAGCUCCUGCUGA
Molecule: messenger RNA, 1824 nt
Organism: Charadrius vociferus (killdeer)
Lineage: Eukaryota; Metazoa; Chordata; Aves; Charadriiformes; Charadriidae
Gene: CGN
Product: cingulin
Cellular component (GO): myosin complex
Source: RefSeq, a predicted model, not a curated record